CCUGUGUACAUGGCAUUGUGUACUACCUAAACUUUCUCUUUUGGACGGAGUCGGCGCGAGACCACGCAGACGGUCUGUUGAGUUUCAAGCACUUUCCGACAUGCUACAUUUCUGAUGUAGCAGGCCAGGUUGCUCGGCACACUAAUAACCGGACUAAGCAGCUUUAUUUUCAGCCACAUGAUGGAAGACUUUGUGCCCCAACCACUGAAAAUUUAAAGCUUGCAGCCAAUAAGGAACUACAAGUUGAUAUGGAGUGGGUGAAGAACCUGAGGUCCCCAUUACCACUAGAAGAUCAGUCAGUUUAUGACAGAAUGAAAUCAAAACAUCCAAUCACAGGGACGGCUGAAAGAUACUCCUUAUAUGACAGGUUCCAUCAAAUAAACCAAAAACGUCCAGAAGAGAAGUUAAGGAGCCUCAACGUCUGCCCUACAUUAAGAACAGAAGUGAACUCUGCAGUUGCAGAGCAGUUCAAUCGUGAACUUUCAGCUGUGCGGUACUCCUUGUGCCAAAUGAAGGAGGCACACUUUAAACAGACUGUAAGAGUGUUGAUUGAUCUGCAUAAUGACAAGAUCAACCAGAGAUUCAAGAGUGAAAUUGAGAACAUGUGCAACACGCAGUUGUCUAUUGGCUUGCAUGGCAUGCUAGGACUGUUCUCUGAGUCUGCAGAGAGAAAGGAAACACUACAACUGACUUCAAGCAGCAAAAUGAACAUCCCACCUGUCAGCACUGAGUCUUCAUUUGUAGCCCAAUUGUAUGCUGUAAAUGAUAAUGAUAAGGAAAAGCUGAAGAACUUAUUCACUGGUGAUCGUGAUGAAGAGCAAACCAUGGCUUGUAUCUCCAGACGAUUUCCAGUGAGAAUAAAGGAUAUCCGCAGCGUUUGCCCACCUGAGUUGUUGGGAGAGUCUUUUCUUGCCAUGCCAUGGUUGACUGAUGAUGCAGUAAACUAUCGAGUAGCUCAGCUGGCUCAAGAAAGCAUGCAUGGUGCUCUAGCCAGUUAUGAUUUUAUUUUGUGGUAUCGAGAAUGGAGAGAUAACCGACACGUCAGUGACAAGGUUGUGCGACGCAUCCCUGUCUCAGACAAAAUAUUCCUCACCAGAGUUACUGGUGAUGUCAAUCCAGAGAGGGGGAACCAUUUCAUUCUUUGGGUGUUUGACUUCCCUGAGAAACAGAUUCGGGUGUAUGAUCCCCUUGGGAUUUAUAAGACAAUUUCUGACUUUGACAUGGACAUCCUCAGAAAUGUCUUCAGAUUUUCUGGAGGUCUUGAAGGUUGGAUGGUACAUUAUCCUGUUCAGUGGAGACAGCAGGACUCAGUCAAUUGUGGCGUUUUAGUGUGUGCUGCGGCUGAAAACGAAAUCUUUCGCCGUGAGGUCACUGCAGAGACUUUGACACUAAAUCAGUGCAGAAGUCUCCGUCUGUACCACGCCACUCAAAUGAUUAAAAAUAUGAAUCCUGAGGACUUCCCACCUACAAGUGCCGAAAGGCUGAAAAAGGAAAGGGAAGAACUUAGGCUUCAGCAAGAAGAGUCGAAGUUGAAAGACUCCAGCAGCCAGUGCAUGGCAUGGAAGAUAAAAACUUGUUUGUUCCAGCGAGCAACUGGAAAAACAAGGGUUUUCCAUGACCACAUCAGAGAGUAUCAGUGGGUGCAGUGCACAGUUUGUGAAAACUGGCUCCAUUUUCAGUGUGCUGGGGUUGAAGGGGACUGGAUGGACAAGGACUUUUUUUGUGGCUGCAACACGACUCCUGAAUUAAAAGAAAUCCUGGAGUGUGUUGAAGCCGACGAAAUUCUCACUGAUGGAGAGAUAAAUGACUUGAUAAAAAAGCUGCAGAGUGGGCAGCUUCUCUCAAACAGGAUGUACCUAUGGACAAAUAGAGUUUUUGAUCCAGAAAUCAGACAAUAUUACUGUAAACAUUUCAGUAUAUUGGACGAUACAAAGACAGAACAACUCAUCCAGCGACUGGAAAAAUUACUGCCAAUGCCUGAAACCGUAGCUGAAAAAGAGCUAUUUAUUACUGAUGUGAUCUUGCCUGAGGUUCUGGUUCAGUGGUUGCAAAUGCACAACAUGUGCAGAUACAGAGCUGAAUCUGUGCUUCUGAGAUGCACAUCUUUCCAGGGAAAGAAAAGUGCUGCACAGAUAACAUCUGGAGACACAGAAAGCAAUGAAGAGGAAAACACUUUUAUGAGAGAUAUCAUGGCUGCAGUUACCUGGUGCAACAACACAGAGUUUACUGCUCCCCUGCACGUGCCCAGUGUCCUUUCCAUGGAGAAAGAAGAACAAAACAAAGCCCUUGAAAAGCUGCACAGCUGGAAGGGAGAAUUUGAUGAAAGUUCACCAGCUGAACUUUUUACUUUUGUUUUUAACAAAAGAAAGGACUAUGAAAAGUUUUGCUAUGAGCUCAUAGAUGAGAAAAGGUACCGAUUGUUCGCCAGAUUUGAGGAGCAGUGAUUACUAUUACACAUGCUUUGUAUUCUGUUUAAUUUGAUGAAAGUUCACCAGCUGAACUUUUUACUUCUGUUUUAAAAAAAAGAAAGAACUAUGAAAAGUUUUGAUGUGAGUUCAUAGAUGAAAGAAGGUACCGAUUGUUCGCCAGAUUUGAGGAGCAGUGAUUCCAUUACACAUGCUUUGUAUUUUGUUUAAUUUGAUGAAAGUUCACCAACUGAACUUUUUACUUCUGUUUAAAAAAAAGAAAGAACUAUGAAAAGUUUUGAUGUGAGUUCAUAGAUGAAAGAAGGUACCGAUUGUUCGCCAGAUUUGAGGAGCAGUGAUUCCAUUAAACACGCUUUGUAUUCUGUUCACAUUUAGCUAAAAUUAAAAAGUUCUUUAAAAAAGAG
This is a messenger RNA of Misgurnus anguillicaudatus (oriental weatherfish), 2830 nucleotides long. NCBI's taxonomy places the organism in Eukaryota, Metazoa, Chordata, Actinopteri, Cypriniformes, Cobitidae. The record is from RefSeq and is a predicted model, not a curated record.